Messenger RNA from Aspergillus clavatus NRRL 1, 981 nucleotides. RefSeq lists its product as uncharacterized. The record is from RefSeq and is a predicted model, not a curated record. The coding region runs from base 1 to 981 and encodes 326 amino acids. Gene Ontology annotation, molecular function: arylformamidase activity. NCBI's taxonomy places the organism in Eukaryota, Fungi, Ascomycota, Eurotiomycetes, Eurotiales, Aspergillaceae. The transcript has 2 exons.
AUGUCAGGAAUCGAAGAUCUGCCCGAGACAUACGAUGAUCUUCCAGACAAACAGCGAUUCUGGCCGUCAGCAUCAGGAUCUUCAGAUGAAGGGCUAGGGAUGCUCCGCCUUUUGACGCCGGAGAUCGUGGCCGAUGCCGCGCGCACACAGAUCCAAACGGGGGAGCGCGUCUGCUUGAACUGGGAUAUGGAGAAGUUGAAUCCUCCGGGAUUUGGCCGUAGAUCGUUUGAACACAGGGUUGAAUGGGUUGCGCCUGGUACCGCCUUCGAUGAUGAGUAUCACUUCAAUCCGCAGCAGUCCUCCCAGUGGGACGGGUUCCGGCACCAUAACGCUCCCGCGCCAACCGCCGACGAGCCAGACCGCAGGCUAUUCUACGGCGGCACCACAGCGGAGGAGAUCCAGGACUCGACCAGCAGCCGCAUUGGGAUCGGGCACUGGGCGAGGAAAGGCAUCGCGGGCCGCGGCGUGCUUAUCGACUAUCUCUCCUGGGCGGAAAGAAAGGGGAUCACAGUCGACGCGCUGAGCCAGCAUGUCAUCUCCCUGGACGACGUGCUGGCCAUCGCGCGCGAAUGCAAUAUUGAGUUCAAGCGGGGCGAUAUCUUCUUCCUCCGUGUCGGACUGACGCGGACAUGGGAUGCGCUGAAUGAGCAGCAGAAGCUGGCGUAUAGCCAGCAGUCAAUGCCCAAGCAUGCGGGCAUCGAGCAGAGUGAGCGGGUGCUGCGGUUCCUGUGGGACAACCAUUUUGCGGCAGUGGCUUCGGAUGCCGUCAGCUUUGAGGUGUAUCCGCCUCUGGACCCUGAAUUCGAUCUGCACCAUUAUCUCCUGGCUGGAUGGGGGAUCCCGAUCGGGGAGAUGUUUGACUUGGAGGAGCUGGCGGAGAUGUGCAGGCGGCUGGGUCGGUGGACAUUUUUUGUGUCGAGUAGUCCUUUGAACUGUGCGCGGGGCGUUUCGAGUCCCCCUAAUUGUAUGGCUAUCUUCUGA